GCACGUAGCCGCGAAUACAUCGAGCACCGGAAUACCGAACACGGAACAACCAACCCAUAACAAUCCGACACACAGAUAUCCAUUGCAAAAGAUACUUGCACACACAAAAGAUACAAAGAUACAAAGAUACACUUAGUAGAUGCAUGAUGGAUGGGCAGCAGAGUGUUUUCAGUGUCAGUGCGCUCAUCGAUGACGUCUGAGAGGCAUUCGCGCUGAUGGAUAAUCAUAAAUUCGGCGUGAAAUUCUCGCAUCUCGCAUCUCGCAGAUACUUUAGCCAUCUCGCAGAUACUUAUCGCGUUCGACUCCUAAUGGGCCUCAUCUGCCCCGGCCGGCGUCUGUGACAAAUUGUCUCUCUGUGUGUGUGCGUCUGUGUUUGUGUGUGCAUUAAAAACCGUUCAAAUCUGCGGCCAAUUGCGGCCAAAACACACAUUCCUGCGGCAAGUGCAGGGCAGGUGAAGCUAAAGGACUCGUAAACCCAUUUGCCCAGCAGGAUGCAAGCGGAUUAACUCCUAAAAUCCGAGGACAACUCUUGCUCUAAUCCAUCCCCGCCUAAUGCUGAGCUCAUUACGAUCCGCAGUCGAAUGAAAACAACUCUCAAUACGAGUACAAAGUGUAUUCAGUGAUUCAGUGCAGAGUGUUGUGAAUAUUCCAAGAAUUCACUUGCUAUCUGGUAAAUGCCAAACGCCGACGGCUAACUGAAAAUUAUACCAAUCGAUUCCCAGACGACCGACCGACAAAGACUGGCUACAGAAUGGAUCCAGAUUGCUUUGCCAUGUCCUCGUACCAGUUUGUCAACUCGCUGGCCUCCUGCUAUCCCCAGCAGAUGAACGCACAGCAGAGUCAUCCGGGCGCCAAUGCCACGGCGGGCAGCAGCAACGGAGCCGCCGUCACUGGCGGCGGUGGGGCCAACGGCGGGCCGGGCAACUCCGGAGCAGCCACGCCCGGAGCCAAUGACUAUUUUCCAGCGGCGGCCGCCUACACGCCCAACCUCUAUCCGAAUACGCCGCAGGCGCAUUACGCCAACCAGGCGGCGGCAUACGGCGGACAGGGUAAUCCCGAUAUGGUGGACUACACACAGCUGCAGCCGCAGCGGCUGUUGUUGCAACAGCAGCAGCAGCAGCAGCAACAACAGCAACAGCAGCAGCAGCAGCAUGCCCAUGUCGCGGCGGCAGUGGUGGCACAGCAGCAGCAACAACUCGCACAGCAGCAACUCCCGCAACAGCAGCAACAGCAGCAGCAGCAGACGAACAUCAGCUGCAAGUACGCCAACGAUCCGACCACACCGGGCGGCAGUGGUGGCGUCGGAGGGUCAGGUGGCGGAAGCAACAACAACAACAACAGCAGCAACAACAACAACAACCAAUCGCUGGCCAGCCCGCAGGACCUCUCCACGCGCGACAUCUCGCCCAAGCUCUCGCCCAGCUCCGUGGUGGAGAGUGUGGCACGAUCCCUCAAUAAAGGCGUGCUGGGUGGCAGCCUAGCGGCCGCUGCUGCCGCCGUCAGUCUCAACAACAAUCACACGGGCGCUGGCGGUGUGCCAGUGGGCAGCGGUGGCAGCGGCGUGGGCGUUGGCGGUGUACCGGGCGUGGUCAAUGUCCCGAUGCACAGUCCUGGCGGCGGCGACUCCGAUUCGGAGAGCGACAGCGGCAACGAGGCGGGCAGCAGCCAGAACAGCGGCAAUGGCAAGAAGAAUCCGCCACAGAUCUAUCCAUGGAUGAAGAGAGUUCAUCUCGGAACGAGUACUGUGAAUGCCAAUGGCGAGACGAAACGACAACGGACCUCAUACACCCGCUAUCAAACACUGGAACUGGAGAAGGAAUUCCACUUUAAUCGCUACCUGACACGCCGGCGACGCAUCGAGAUCGCCCACGCCCUCUGCCUGACGGAGCGCCAGAUCAAGAUCUGGUUCCAGAAUCGACGCAUGAAGUGGAAGAAGGAGCACAAGAUGGCCUCAAUGAACAUUGUGCCGUACCACAUGGGUCCCUAUGGCCAUCCCUACCAUCAGUUCGAUAUCCAUCCGUCACAGUUUGCGCAUCUGAGCGCAUAGGACGCGUGGCACUUUUCGGGUACUGGUUAGAGACUCAAUCAGUUGUAUCAGGAACCAUAUCAGACGGCGGCGGCGGCGGCCAGUGUGGCCGGUGGCUAUCAGUCGCAAGGGCCGCAGGAUGCUGUGUCCCUUGGCGCUGGCGUUAACAAUGUUGGAGUUGGAGGUGGUGGUGGUGGUGGUGGCAUCGUUGGUGGUGCUGGCGGUGGUGCGGGUGUAACAGGCGGCGGUGGCAGCAGCAAUAGUACUGGCAACGGUCCCAAUUCGCUCUUCUCCUCCGCUGCCAGCAACUCCAAUGCCGAUUGCCUCAAGUAUCCGCAAGAGUUCUGAUCUCAGGUUAUCAUCAGCAGGCAGCAGGCGGAGGAGCAGAAGGCGCAGAAUCUUCAGCAGUUGGAACGGCUGCUGGAAUCGGACUGUGAGCCCGAUCCGGAGCUGGACCUGGACCUGGACUACAAGACGGACAUUGUUGGCUGCAACAUGUUCUGCUGCUGAGGCGAUAACAAUCUAUCUAUUGCCACUUUCACCAGCACCUGUCAUCUGCGACCUGCCACCUGCCCCACAUCUUGCCUACCACCUACCGCCCACAACGCCACCCGCCUGUUCCAGUCGCCGCCCGUCGAUCAACCCAACAUCAGAGACGAUGUUCCUUGUUUGCAACUGAUUCGUGUUAAGCUAAGAAACGAGCUGUUCCCCCCACGGCAGCUCGUUUGGGUCUAUGAUACUGGCUGUGGGACCCCAAGCAAUCACACAAUUCUAUUCGAUAUUCAAUAUUUUUCCUUCAAAGGAAGUUCCUUUCCCCUUUUCCAUCUUUCCCGGAAUUGAGCACAGCUCUCAACUGCCUGGGGAUCCAAGCAGAGAUUUCCCUUCUAUUCUUAAUGUGAAUGCGUGUGGUUCCCGCCCAGUAUGAUGGACCUCUUUCUCUAAGCAGUAUUCGAAAAGCUGUUAGUAUGUAAGUUUAGCAUAAAUUUUAGUACCUAAGAGCUGCACAGACGAGGAGCACAGAUGAAGAUCGAGUUAAACAAAACUAAUAUCUGCAAUAAUUUCAAAGUGAUUUCUAACUAACAUUAGUUCUUCGUUUAGAGAUAUCCCCAAGUCCAAAUCCAAAUCCCAAUCCAACCCACAACCCACAGCCCCACCCUCCAGGGAGUCCUAAAGUGUGUACUUAAUACCUAGCCAGUAGAUAACCUAAAUCUAGUUAACCACAUAAGGCUUUGUUUAGUUUGUAAAUAGUAGAGAGCGCCCGCCCACCGCCCGACUCGACGACAGUCUCCGCGCGGGGCAGGCCUUUCGUUUUUAUUAUGUUUGUGUUUCGUUUAGAAAUGAGAAAAUCUUUGAAACUAUCUCUACUGUUCAGUUUAUUUUGUGUGUGUUGUUGAAAGUGCUCUAGCAGCUUCGAAAAUGCUUUACUAAUUUUAUUCAAAAAACUAAAAAAAAGAAACAAAAGUUAUUCAAAUCGUUUAAUUAUCAUUUGCCACUGAAGAACAAAUUCGGAAGUCAAACAGGAACUAAAAAUAUUUCACAAUUAGCAUAGAAUUCGAUAUGGAAACUGGACUUUCUUUCGAGCAGCAGCAUUAAUAUAUAUAUUAUUUAUUUAGAGAACUCUCAGCAAUGUUUCAUGUCUGUAAAAAUAAUAAAAAAAAACAAAACAAAACAAAACCGAAAGGUAAUCAAUAAAGUAAGCAAACGAAAAACUUGAAUAGAGCGAGAAUUGUUACACUCGAAAGCUAAAGGAAA
Drosophila obscura is the source of this 3778-nucleotide messenger RNA. It is a transcript of the gene Scr, whose product is annotated as homeotic protein Sex combs reduced. The record is from RefSeq and is a predicted model, not a curated record. The transcript is spliced from 3 exons. Gene Ontology annotation, molecular function: RNA polymerase II cis-regulatory region sequence-specific DNA binding; DNA-binding transcription factor activity, RNA polymerase II-specific. Gene Ontology annotation, biological process: anterior/posterior pattern specification; regulation of transcription by RNA polymerase II. Lineage: Eukaryota; Metazoa; Arthropoda; Insecta; Diptera; Drosophilidae. The coding region runs from base 752 to 2047 and encodes 431 amino acids. Gene Ontology annotation, cellular component: nucleus.